Dunckerocampus dactyliophorus (ringed pipefish) is the source of this 1966-nucleotide messenger RNA. It is a transcript of the gene bmi1a, whose product is annotated as bmi1 polycomb ring finger oncogene 1a. Bases 378 to 1373 code for a protein of 331 amino acids. Gene Ontology annotation, biological process: negative regulation of transcription by RNA polymerase II. Gene Ontology annotation, cellular component: PRC1 complex. Lineage: Eukaryota; Metazoa; Chordata; Actinopteri; Syngnathiformes; Syngnathidae. The record is from RefSeq and is a predicted model, not a curated record. The transcript has 10 exons. Gene Ontology annotation, molecular function: promoter-specific chromatin binding.
UACACGCACACUACUACGGCUGCUGCUGCUGCGUUUCCACUCAGGAGGAGGAGGGGGGGCUAAGUGGGCUAUUUUGGAGGCAAAGUUGCAGUGACCAAGUGUGGACCGGACCCGAGCCCAAGCCGGAGGACUCUCGCCGUGCUCGGCUAACAAAGUCCUCGGGUCGCCCACGGAGGGCAGUAUCUGUUCCUUCCCCCCUACCCCCGUGUGAAAUGCGCUCGCCUCGGCCACUGACAGCGUCUGCAGCCUGCUUCAAGAUGGCGGCUCGGCUCCGAUUCAUUCGCUGCUGAUCGCCUCCCAACUUUCAUUGUCUGUCCGCCGCCCCCUCCAGCAGCACGACACCCCGAAGCCCGGCGCACAGCCUCCUUUUGCUCACCAUGCAUCGGACGACCAGGAUCAAGAUCACGGAGCUCAACCCUCACCUGAUGUGCGUCCUGUGCGGGGGUUACUUCAUUGACGCGACCACCAUCAUCGAGUGCCUGCACUCAUUUUGCAAAAUGUGCAUCGUCCGUUACCUGGAAACCAGCAAAUAUUGUCCCAUUUGUGACGUGCAAGUGCACAAAACCAAGCCUCUGCUCAACAUUAGGUCUGACAAAACUCUGCAGGACAUUGUGUACAAGCUGGUGCCAGGUCUCUUUAAAAAUGAAAUGAAGAGGAGAAGAGACUUUUAUGCAGAACACCCUGUAGAAGCUUCUAACGGCUCCAAUGAAGACCGUGGGGAAGUAGCAGACGAAGAAAAGAGAAUCAUCACAGAUGAUGAGAUCAUCAGCUUGUCUAUUGAGUUCUUUGACCAGAGCGCCUGCAGACUGACAGGUCGUCUUGAAGACAAGCAUCCUAAAGAUCAGAUGGCAAACAAAAGGUACCUGCAGUGUCCAGCAGCAAUGACCAUCAUGCAUCUGAGGAAGUUCCUACGCAGCAAAAUGGACAUCCCUAACACUUACCAGGUAGAAGUCAUGUAUGAAGACGAACCCCUGAAAGAUUACUACACAUUAAUGGACAUUGCUUACAUCUACACUUGGAGAAGGACCGGCCCCCUGCCCCUCCAGUACCGAGUCCGGCCCAACUGUAAGAAGAUGAAAGUGAGCCAUACCCAGCAGGAGGGCUCCAACCGCUCCGGUCCGGAGAGCGACUCAGCCAGCGACAAAGCCGGCAGUCCCGCGGGGGCCCCGUCCACGUCCUCCUCCCUGCCGAGCCCGGGCACCCCCGCGCAGUCCCCGCUCCCUCAGCCCCCGCACGGCCACGGCAAAGUGAAUGGGACCCCGCCCGUGGCCCCUUCGACCGCGAGCCGCCCCUUCACGCAGCUGAGUGGCACGAACGGCAGCGGGAAGCCCAGGAAGAUGUCCUUGAACGGCACGUCCACCUCGUCCGGAUGACACCGAGUGGACCAGAGCGCUAACACCGUAGUUCCGUUGUAUAGUCUUUCUACUCUGACGUUUUAUGGUUACAUGUCAUUUCCGUAGCGCAUUCAUGGCAUUUCAAAGUAAAAAAAAAAAAGCAACGAGGAAGUGGGGUGAGGAUUUGACUAUUAAAGAUUGUGAGGGGAAACGAAGCUGACCGGAAAGCAUUUACUAGCCAUUGGAAAUAUAAUUUAAACAAGUCACACAAGUGUGUUUUGUUCCAAACGAAACGUGUUUUGUCAUGGUUGCUCCUCGUGUGUUUGAAUAUUUUAAUGCAUGCUCAUGACACUUGUUUUUUGUUCUGCCCGUUUUGGGGCCCACGUCUGGCUUUGUUGUUUUAAAAAGGACAAUUUUUUAAAAAACAAAACACGUUUUCUAGGAGCCACAUGUACAUAGUAAUUGCAUAUUAAACAUACAGUAAGUGCUAUUUAAUCAGCGGUGAUGGAAAGAUGCUUCCGGUAUAUUUCAUGCUCAGUGACGUCACGUCUCCCUUUAUUCGUUUAUUUGCGCGAUUGUAUGGACUACUUAUUGUAUUGUUACUGUUGCACAGUAUAAAACAUCUAAAUAAA